This is a messenger RNA of Trypanosoma cruzi, 681 nucleotides long. RefSeq lists its product as uncharacterized. Bases 1 to 681 code for a protein of 226 amino acids. Lineage: Eukaryota; Euglenozoa; Kinetoplastea; Trypanosomatida; Trypanosomatidae. The transcript has a single exon. The record is from RefSeq and is a predicted model, not a curated record.
AUGCGGUCGAAUGAGCGGCAUAAAAGGCGCAGUUCCGCACGGACUUGGGCGGCUCCCUGUUCCUUCUCCGCCUCCGCCUCAUUGCGGCAGGGCAGUUCGCAGCAGCAGGCGUCACUGACGCCACCAACACCAUCGAAGUCUUUGUUUAUGAAUAUUGUAUCCGCACAUGCCAGCAACCAUGACGGCAUCACGCAUGCGAGCAGGACCGAUGCAGUCUCGAGGGUUGUGUUCUCAGCUACGGAGAUAAAGGGCGAGACAUCAGCCGUAUCUUUCUUAACGCACGAGGGGGGGAAGGAGCCUACAGGAACACGUAAGAAAAGCACUGACACGUCAGUGAACAAUCAUAGUAGCAACAAUAAUGGUGCAGUCAGCAUUUCCAUCAAGAGCAAUAGCAAUACGAACAACAUAAGCGGCUUGCCACUUCGACCGAAGUCUUUUGUUCCGUUGGCGUCCCCGCGACUGGCGAAGAUGUCAUUCACACGGAGUCAUGAGAGAGCGGGGUCGAAGGUGCGAUCACUGGCAUCGAUUGCGGUAUGCAAGACGGAGAGAGGCUUUGGGAAGGAGACGGCACACUCUGGGAAUGAGCAGGCACGCAAAGAGCAGCGCCGACGAGAGCUAUACGCAUGGAACAAAGAACUGCGAUUGCGGCAGCAGACGACAGUGGCUGUGGAUGCGGUGUAG